ACCGGAAUUUUAUUUUAGUAAUCAGUUUACGAUCUGUAAAAAGAUUUACGAUCUAUAAAAAGAAAAUGUUAUAUGCGCAUGAAUACGCAAAUAUCUAUUUUCUGAAAACAUGUGAUCAUGUGACAGGAAUUUUAAUGUUACUAAAAAUUAUUUAUGAUUUUCAUUCUAGAAACACAAUGUAAUGUGCGCAUACGCAAAUACGACCUAUUUCCUGAAAAUAUGAAAGUGCGUGACUGGAAGUUAAAUAUAGUACGGCUCUCAGUUACCUGUUUUAUUGCUGCAUCUUUACUAAUCAUAUAUCAAUUUUAACCGGGAUUUAUGUUUAAACUUUCAGCUACUGGGCUAAAUUGUGUAGUUUUUUUUUUAUAUAAAUAUUAGUUGUAUGUGACUUACACAUAUUGUACCAAUGAUGACGUAACUUCCUUUUCCUUUCUGAAAUGAUCUCAAACGGAAACUGCAUUUGUUCUUCCAAGAGUUAAAAUGCUAUUGACAGUAUAGGGAUUACCAUGUCUUUAGAACUCUGCAAGACCCUUAGAUACCUAGAGAGGCGAGAUUCUCCACGCCUUAUUGUUUCUGGUAUUUUCCUCCAAGACGGUCGGGCAGCUUUCGUUGACAGAAAGAAUUCUAAACUUCUCAUAACCAACAUUGACAAAGAGUCGUAUAAUGAGGUAGAUCUUCGUGGCAUUUUGUCUUUUGAAUACCAACAAUCUGCGGAAAGAAAAGGGUCUCAAUCGAACGACCGGGACUUUAAAACUCAGAAUGCGGCAUAUGGUUUUUAUCGAGAAAAAGAUGAAAAGGAAUCUGGAAAGCAGGGCAAACACAUACGCAAGAGCAAUAAUCCUCAGCCAUCCGAUAUCAACAAAAGUUCGAGAGAAAAUGAGUUCGUCAUAACAUUUACGAUGACCGACCACUCGAUCGCUGUUGUAUGCACGUUGAUGCUGCAGCCUCUCCGUCUCCAGAGGUCCUUCUCCAUUGUGGUGAGGGACAGGACAAGAACAGUAGUUGCACUGACUCCUGAAGUUUUCGCAGCUUCAACACCAGAGAAUAUCGUUGUUUUGUCCAAGGACGGCGAUAACCUGGCUAUGUUCAGACGACAGAAGAUAGACCGAGGCGGUCUUUUGAUGACAGACGGAAUAGGGAAGCUAUACUUCGGAGAUGGGGACGAGUUCGUGGCAUGCAAAUGGGACGGCGUCAAACUUGCAGCAGUUUUGAGAUUUUCUGACCCUUCGAUGAAAUUUCCUCGUGGAUCCACCUUGAAUUCUUCCGGUCAGAUUGUCGUUUGCUGCGAUUCAUCUCACAAUAUCUUUAGCGUAUCGCCCGACGGAUCAGCUGGACAAAAGAUUUUCCUGGACAGGGGAAAAUCGUUCGGAGAUGUUGACGCUCAUCCAGACGGACGGAGGUUCCUGGUCACAUUUUGGCAGGAGAAUGAGUGGCCACUUAUCUUGCAAAGAAGAGAGUAAUGCCGGUGACAAACGGAACCAAAUAUUAUCAAUUUUGCUGCAGUUUUAUUCGUUUUUCAUUUAUAAUAACUAUUGUUUUCAUUCAGCUGCCGUUUAUUCGUGAUUCUUUUGAAGAAAAUAUCGCGCAUCUAACAAUUUAACUUAAUGUCCAUUGUGUGUAACACAUAUAUAUGUAACUGCGUGUAUAAUACAACAAUUGGUUAUCGAAGGCUGUGUCAUUCUUUGUGUGAGAGCAAAAAUCAAACACACGCAAAAUGCAUUCUUGAUUGGACGUUCAUGUAUGUUUCUUCGUGUUUAUACGUUUCUACAUAAAUAGCUGAUUUAUUUCUGAAUGUUUUAUUUAGUUAAAUGGAAUGAAACGUGUUUUACUGACUGAACGAUUAC
This is a messenger RNA of Mya arenaria, 1844 nucleotides long. RefSeq lists its product as uncharacterized. NCBI's taxonomy places the organism in Eukaryota, Metazoa, Mollusca, Bivalvia, Myida, Myidae. The transcript is spliced from 2 exons. The coding region runs from base 507 to 1460 and encodes 317 amino acids. The record is from RefSeq and is a predicted model, not a curated record.